CAAUGUUGUAUGUAGAUCACUGUUAGAAUGUUCGUGAUCGUCAAAGCAAGUUGCUACUGUUGUAAGUCUUCAUCGCCCAAAGAAACGUAACGAUGUUGUUGGAGAAGAGAGAGACCAAUGUAGGGUUCCUAUUUUCUUUAUAAGAGAAAAGAGAGGAAGGGGAAAGAGAGAAGAAAAAGAUUGAAAAGGAAAGAAGAAGAUUUAUUAGACAAUCUUAAAGCUGAAGACUAAAAUUAUCAUUUAAAAUUAAUUUUGGAGAAUGGGAAUCUGAUGUUGGUACCAAUCGUUGGGAUCUAAUCACCACCAAACACAGUGAUAUUGAUACAGCAUCUAAUGGAAAAUUCAUCAUCAUUAAGCUAAGUGGCCAAUUAAGAAAUAAAGGAAGCCAAAUAAAGGAGACAUGAACAGCAGAAGAUUGGUUUUUUUAAUUAUGGAAGCAGCAGAAACAACAGAGCCCAUCACCACAAGGGAGAAGAAAGAAGAACAAGACAUGGAGGAAACAGAGACAAAGAAGAACAACAAGAAGAACACCAAGAAGCAAAAACAUCAACACCCAAAUGACCAAACCACAAAAUCACCCUCUGAUUUCUCUUUCAAGCCAAGCUCUCAUGUAAAGGGUCUCAGAUUCGGUGGCCAAUUCAUCGUUAAAUCCUUCACAAUCCGGCGAGCUAGGCCUUUAGAGUUUCUCCAGCUCCUCUCUUUUCCGGCCACCACCAGAAAUUCCGGCCAUAAACCGCCGUUCCCAUCUGCCACAGCUUUCAUUCCCACAAACUUCACAAUCCUCGCUCACCAUGCGUGGCACACACUCACUCUAGGCCUCGGCACAAAGAAGUCCAAAGUUCUUCUCUUUGUGUUUGAAAAUGAGGCCAUGAAGGCAGCAAUAGACCGUGUUUGGGCAGCAGAAAUCCCUCUAGGCGAAGUGAAUAAGAAGAUGAUUAGAGGGCUAAGUGGGUGUGAGAUGGCUCGGUUCAAAUUCAGAAAAGGGUGCAUAACUUUUUAUGUUUAUGCAGUUCGAAGAGAAGGGUGUUUUGGGUUUGCUUGUGCUGAUGAUUUGAGAACCAUUUUGGAGUCUGUUGUGGCUCUCAAAGAUUUCUUGGAUCACACUGCUAUGCUUGCUAUGCCUAACCAGAAAACCAUCAGCUUUGCGGCGCCUCCUGUUGCAAUGGCUUAUUAGCCUCUCCUCUAAUCAUAUUGAUAUUCAUUUUCCUCCAUUCUCAUAUCAUCAAUCUUAGCCAAGCAGAAGGGAUUCGUUGGUAAUUGGUUUAUUUGUUCAAACUUUUCUCUUCUUCGUUGUGAUUGUAUACACGGUUUGUUUUCUGAAACUUGAAAUGGAAGAGCAUCCGCUCUUCAACAACAUAGAAAUCUCUAGUACUUGCUAAUAAAUUAUGAUGAUUUUGCAUC
Messenger RNA from Cucurbita moschata (crookneck pumpkin), 1401 nucleotides. RefSeq lists its product as uncharacterized. NCBI's taxonomy places the organism in Eukaryota, Viridiplantae, Streptophyta, Magnoliopsida, Cucurbitales, Cucurbitaceae. The coding region runs from base 401 to 1174 and encodes 257 amino acids. The record is from RefSeq and is a predicted model, not a curated record. The transcript has a single exon.